This is a messenger RNA of Leptosia nina, 765 nucleotides long. The record is from the annotation of a GenBank genome assembly. NCBI's taxonomy places the organism in Eukaryota, Metazoa, Arthropoda, Insecta, Lepidoptera, Pieridae.
AUGGCUUUGGAUUUAGUUAGCAUUGCACAACCACAUUACAUACCUGGCUAUACAGGCCAUUGCCCAGAAUAUAAGUACCGAAUUGGCGACACAUAUGGCUCAACAACACACAAAAUAUUAUUGGACCCCAGUGUAAACCAUUCGGAAAGACUAGUACUGUCAGACAGGACAGCUGAUGAUUUUCAGAUAUUUCGCCCACCACAACAAGCAAUAGAUGUGGUCAAUGCAAGGUUUCGGAAUGGCGAUCCUGUUUAUAAGCAUCCUAUGAUACCAGGAUAUGAAGGCUUCUUACCACGAUUAAAUGCCCAUUUUGGACAGCGGUAUACCGUAGCAGCCACAGAAGCACUUUCGGAGUUUCAGAAGGCACAACUAAACCAGCGUGCAGCUAGAAACCAGCUGGAAAGAGUGGUCGACCUGCAAGUCGGAAAGGGGCAACCAUGGAAUCUUGUAGAUAGAUUUUCUGCAACUGCGGAGUUCAAGUUGCCUCUGGUGGUAGUGAGACCAGAAUGUGCCGGGAUACUUAGGGAUUUGCCUAUGGAUGAGCCGAAAUUGUCGCCAGCAUCUCACUCAAUCAGUCCAUAUUUCAUGGAGGAUGCCGAUCCACAGAAAUAUAUCAAGAAAGGUUUUGCAGGCCAUGUCCCCUAUGGAUUCCAGCGGUUUGGCGACUCAUCAAAGAAACUAACAAACUCCGCAUUAUGUGACUUCUCCUCGAACUACAGGAGACGUCAGAGCACAGAAUGGGCGCCUGUAAAUGUUGUCAAGUAA